Molecule: messenger RNA, 9231 nt
Organism: Epithele typhae
Lineage: Eukaryota; Fungi; Basidiomycota; Agaricomycetes; Polyporales; Epitheliaceae
Product: vacuolar protein sorting-associated protein 13
Exons: 49
Coding region: 1-9231 (3076 amino acids)
Biological process (GO): late endosome to vacuole transport; protein retention in Golgi apparatus; protein targeting to vacuole
Cellular component (GO): extrinsic component of membrane
Source: RefSeq, a predicted model, not a curated record
AUGCCUUGGUGGUCGGACCCCGGCAAGGAGGUCCUGAACAUCCUGUUCAACCGCGUCCUUGCCCCCUAUGUCGAGAACUUGGACAUGAACCAAUUGAACUUUGGAAUAGGACAAGGCCAAAUCACUUUGAAUAAAUUGCAUCUGAAGAAGGGCGCGUUAGACAAGUUUAGGCUGCCGGUAGACGUCAUUGAUGGCCACCUGGGGAAGCUGUCCCUCUCCCUCCAUUGGAUGAACCUCGGGAACCAGCCGGUGGAAGUCCUUGUCGAAGAUGUCUACCUCCUCGUCGUCCCUUCCGCCCAAAAUGCAUACGAUGCCGAAGAAGAGGAGCGCCGCAUGCAGGCCGCUAAAUUUGAACGUCUAGAGAACGCCGAGCUGCUCAAUGUCCGCACACGAGCGGAUGCAAGCCCAGACAACGCGCAGUCGCAGGGCCUCGUUUCCUCGCUCGUGACGAAGAUCAUCAACAACCUGCAGAUUACUGUAAGGAACAUCCACAUUCGGUAUGAGGACAAUAUGAGCGUGCCCGGGCAUCCGUUUGCGGCCGGCAUUACUCUGGCCGGCUUCACUGCAGUCUCGGUCAACGAGCUUUGGCAGCCCGCAUUCAUCGAUAGCAAGGCCGGCGCAGUGCACAAGCUUGCACGUCUGGAAUCUCUGGCCGUCUAUUUCGAUACUGAUUGUCAAAGUCUAGCCGGACUUCCGUACGAGGAGUUCAUUUCAAAAGGCAGUCGCCUCUCACCUCACCAAUUCAUCCUCAAACCCGUAUCCGGAGAGGGCAAGAUCAUCAUCAAUCAUCAAUACGACAAAGAACACCCUCAUUUCGAUAUAGCGCUCUCGUUCGACGAGAUCGGCGUGCUGCUCGAUGACAACCAAUACCGAGACGCCAUCUCUCUCGUCGACAUGUACCACUUCUACAUUCGACAGCACCAGUACCAGAAAUAUCGCCCAGCCGCGACAGCGCUGCAGGAGAAUCGGCCGAAGGCCCUGCUCCAAUUUGCCACCACGGCCAUUUUGGAUGAGGUUCGCGAACGCAAGCGGAAAUGGACGUGGGCAUACUUUGCCGAGCGCCGAGACGAUCGGCACCGUUACAUUGACCUAUUCAAGCGGAAGCAGUUGGGUUCUCUCACUCCAGCGGACGCCGGCAUGCUGGAGGCUUUAGAGCGGAAGCUUUCAUACGACGAUCUUCGAUUAUACCGGUCCAUUGCUCGUUCCCAGCUCCGCAAGGAUAUGGCGACACGACGAAAGCUGGAAGAAGAGCGGAGGCGUCGGGAGCCGCAGAAGCAGCAGUCAUGGUCCACGUGGAUAUGGGGUUCGUCUGAAUCUGGGCCCAGCAACGACGAGGCCGGCUUCUCGGGCGAAAUGACGGACGAGCAGCGGCGCGAGCUCUACCAAGCGCUCGACUUCGACGAGAAGGCCGCGCUCGCCGAGUCGCUCGACACCCCGCGUGAUGCACUCAAGGUGCGCGUGAAAGCCCAGCUCAACCGCGGCUCGUUCGCGCUCAAGACGGAUCCACACGGCACGAACACCGAGAUCAUCUCCGUCGUGUUCGACAUCUUCCAGGCGACGUUCCUGCAGCGCCUAGACAAUUUCGAAACGUCGCUAUCCCUCGGCGGGUUCGCCGUCCGCGACGGCACGACGAAGAACACAGAGUACCCGCUCAUCGUCCACGUACAGGAGAAGCGGAGCCAGAGCGAUGUCGUCAAGACGCUCCCCGUUGAGAACGCGCUUCCUGGCAUGCCUGACCCGUUCUUUUACCUCAAAUUCGAGCGCAACCCGCUCGACGAGCGCGCGGACAGCGCAUUGACGGUUCGCAUGAGGUACAUGGAGAUAGUGUAUCACAGAGGAUACGUCGAGGCGGUCUACAAGUUCUUCAAGCCACCGAGAGCCAGCUCGAAGACGAGGAUUGGUCUCGAGUACGCGCUGCAAACCCACAAGACCAUCGACGUGCAGAUGGACCUCAACGCGCCGAUCAUCAUCGUUCCUGAAGGUGUGACGACAACGCAAUGCAAGCACCUACUGAUUGAUGCGGGUCACAUUUCCAUUGUCAGCGAACUGGCCAGCAAAGAGUCGGUCCGAGAAAUUCACGCCAAGCGGAACAAGAAGUACACCCAGGCCGAUUACGACCACCUCGCGUCAAUGAUGUACGAUCGCCUUUCCGUCAAGCUCGAAGCCGCUCAGUUCUUGAUUGGCGAUGACCUCGACUCAUGUCUAAAAGCCCUACGGUCCAAAGAGCAAGACAACCUGCACCUACUCGAGCGCACGAAUUUCAACCUGCAGGUCCAGAACUCGAUCGUCCCCACCGCGUACAGCCUAGCACGCUUCAAGCUUUCCGGGCACCUUCCGGUGUUAGAAGUCAAUAUGUCGGACACCAAGUACAAGGCUCUGAUGCGCCUUAUCGACGUUGCCAUCCCGCACUUUGACGACGGUGCAGCAGAAGCCCGAGCUUCCUCCGUCGAGCGACCCACGAUUGCGCGACGACGCCACAUGUCGACUGCCUUCAAGAUUCCCUCCGGCUUCUUCGGCUCGGCCUCGGAUGAGCUCGCCAUCGAAACCGACGAUGAAGACGCCCAUGCCACGGCAGACUCUGUGACAAAGCUGAGGGCCGAUGGGAUGACGGAAACCAAGGAUGACGCGGACGAUGAGUUCUUCGUAGCGGAUGUCGGAGCGGCUUCCGAUCCCGCGCUCCAUCAACAUGUGGUCGAAAUCGACUUCAAGGUCGACACGCUGCGGGCCUCGCUGUACAAAUCCGCGUCUGACGGGACGGAGAAGCCGUUGGGCAAUGUGGCUUUCCAAGGUUUCGGCCUCACGUACUCAAUGGAGAAGUUCGUCAUGAAGGUAGAUGUCAACCUCAGGUCGCUGUCGAUGCACGUGAACCAAGUCGGGAAAGAGCCUCUGGAGUUCAUGUCCUCUGCUGCUGGACCGACGGAGGACGAUCUGCUCAUCGUCAAAUACGCCCGCGUGCAGCAGACGUCGCCGGAGUAUCAGCAAGUCUACGAGGGUAUUGAUCAGAACGUGAACGUCAAAAUCUCCACCUUCUUGUUCCGUGCGGCGCCGGAACCUGUCGUGACCUUGUACGACUUCAUCAUGACAACUUUCGUCCCAAAAAACAAUGGGAACGUGCAGGUCAACUCUGCCCCGGGUACGCCCGAGGGCGGAACUCCGGAGGCCGUUGUGACGUCUGACCCGUCGUCUGGGAAGAUAAGGGUGCUGUUGACCCUAGAGGGCAUCCAAGUAUUCCUAAUCAACGAUGAGGUGCAAAUUGCGACACUGUCCCUUUCGACCGCAUAUGUGGCGAUCCUUCUUCGUUCAAAUACCAUGCGUAUCAACGGUCGCUUGGGCAGCCUUGCUCUCAAUGAUGAUUCGCCCAUUCAGACCGCCUCUGCCGACUUCAAGCGCAUUCUCUCCAUCGAGGGCGACAACUUCGCGGACUUCACUUAUCAGACGUUUGACCCGAACGAUCAUGAGACGUACGCAGGCGUCAAGUCCUCCAUUUCAUUGCAGACCGGGUCGCUCAAGGUGCAUUACCUGGAACACACUCUGCAUGACGCGUACUUCUUCAUGAUGAAGCUGGCCAAGCUGAAGGGUCUGUAUGACGCAGCCACCACUGUCGCCGUGCAGCGGGCUUCCGAGAUCGAACGCAUGAAGUUUGACGUGUCCAUCAGCACUCCAAUCAUCGUGUUCCCCUCCGACGCCCAAAAAUCCCUUGACGUACUGACACUGCGACUGGGCUCGUUGAAAGCACACAACGCUUACGACGAUGACGAUAAUCGCACCAUUGCUGGUCUGCAUGGUAUUCAGUUGACGUCGCGGGUGGACAAUGCCGGCCUGCCUGCGGAACUCAAGCUCGUCGACGACAUCAACAUCGACGCCCAAGUCACCCAGAAGGCGAACAUCGAUCGCUCAAAUGACCUUGAUUGUCCUGACACAGAGGUCUCUGUCAAAAUAUCUGACGUCCGGCUCCACCUCACCCAGACACAGUACUGUUUGGUCAUCGCUCUUCUCCAGUCCAUCCCCAAGGUCUUCGCGGAUGUUCCUGAUGCGACAUCUCUCACCACUCCCACUCUCCCUUCGUCAGUGACCGCGUCCGACAUCCAAAGCCGCCACGACAGCACGACGGAGAGCUCGGUUACACCCGUGGACCUCCGUCCAGAGCUAGCGACCCAUCCUUCAAGCGGCGCGGCUCGCCCGUACACUACACUAGACCUGGUGGUCACUAUCGGCGCGGUUAAACUCCAUCUCUACGAUGAACACGCCACGACUCCAGAGAACGUCAAGGAGCAUGGGAUCGCUAGAUUCACUCUAGGCGACAAUAGUCUUCGCUUCAAGAUGCUAUCCCACGGCGCCAUGGAGGCUCAGAUCGUCCUGAAGUCCAUGAUGAUGAACAACACUCGCCCAGGGAAUUCGAAGUUCCGGGAGAUUAUGCCUGCGGCUCAACACGAUCGGAACCAGGUCAUGCUCCUGUACACGUCCUCUGGCGGACCGACAAGUCAAAGUCUUGCUAUCCUGACCGUCGACUCACCGGAGGUCAUCUUCGCCAUCGACCCUGUGUUCGCCCUUUUGGAGUUCUUUACCAGCGCUUUCUCCUCUUCUCCUGCCCCAUCGCCCGACGUCGAACAGGAGACCGCAGUCACUCAAGUUGCACAUCCUUCCCAGCCGUCCAACUCGAGCACGUUUGAUUUCCGGUUUGAUCUGCAUGACGUCUCUGUCAGCAUUCUCGAGGACGACGCGAUGAUCAACACCCAGGCGAUCCGACUCACCGUCAAGCAAUUGCUCGUGUCUCAACAGGGCAUCUUCGCUGUGAGCGUGAAGCAGGUCGGGAUGUCCUUGACUCGCAUGGGAAAGCCCGCGGAGAGCGUGCGGUUCCUCGAUGACAUGGACCUUACUUUCACCCUAGACAGUCGCUCCGGAGAAGCGCACCAAACGACCAGCAUCGAGAUCACUGCGUUGCCGAUCGUCUUCCGUGCAUCGUACCGCGACAUCAUGCUCAUCAUGGCCAUCGUCAACAAGGCCAUCGCGCUCUACGGCAAUUCAACUCAGCAGCCAACCGAGGACAAGUCUGAGGCUAAGACGCUCGGCAGACCUCAGUACCAGACCCGUAGAGUGUCGAAGCCUACGAUACGCUCUCAACCUGUCGGAAGUGCGCGUGUGAUCAUGAGCAAGGAGCAGUUCAAAGGCUCGUUCGAAGGAUUCCGCCUAGUUCUCAUCGGCGACCUGCACGAGCAGCCUCUUUUGCAUCUAAGAGUCAAGCCCUUCAUACUCGGCGCGAAGGAUUGGUCUGGAGAGCUUCAAGCUACGUCCACGUUGUCAACCCACAUCAGCUACUGGAACUUGACGAACUCCCACUGGGAACCUUUGAUUGACCCUUGGACUUUCACGGCGAACAUCUCUAAAGAAUCAGCCGUCAGCGGUAUGAAGCUGUCAAUCAAUUCCAACCAACGCCUUGACGUCAAUCUCACGAUGACCUUUGUCGAGCUUGGCCUGUCGAUGAUGUCUAUGCUCAGUACAGAAGGCGAACACAUGCUGGAGAAGGCCCGUGGGAUCUACGCGCCUUACAAGAUUUGGAACCGGACAGGCUAUCCGAUCUUUAUUUGGUCUGACACUGAAGGAGGCGAGUCACACAAGGAGACCAACACGAAGCAAAUUCCAGCGGGCAAGACGAUCGACUGGAGAUUCAACGACUGGAAGACUAUGCGUGAGCACGUCUCGUCGAGCGGUCACAACAGCAUUGGAGUACAAAUUGUCGGCAAGCAGUGGGAGCACCUCCGAAGUGUUCCGGUAGACCGGGAGGGAGAGUACACGUUCUCGCUCAGGCCUCACACUGGCAAGUUUCCUCAUCGCCUGGUAUGUGAAGUCAAGGUUCAAGGGAAUGUCAAGUUGGUGGAGCUCCGGUCGACAUACAAAGUUGAGAAUCACACUCUAUACCCCUUGGAGCUGACGCUUGUGGACGAGACGGGUCAACCUGUGUAUGCCGUCGAGAAAAUUGUGCCUGGUCAAGACUACUCUCUUCCAGUCGACGCUGUAAGCCAAUGCCGCGUGCGCAUCCAGCCUGAUCAGGGCUUCGGAUACAAGUGGUCACCAGCGGUGCGGUGGGAGGACCUCAUCGCUAAGCGCUCCUUCACUCUGCGUUGUCCUCACACGGACCAGAACGAGGCUGCCUUCCGAUUCCAAGCGUGGGCAGAAGCAGAUGCGAACGACAUAACCUCUAGGAAGCUGCCUCGGAUCACUCUCAAGCUGAGAGCACCCAUCGAGCUCGAGAACCUCCUCCCCUAUAACUUGGAAUACCGGAUCUACGACAAGGAUACGGACCAGAAUUGGAGGAGCUACCUGCGAAAGGGAGGGGUCAUGCCCGUUCAUUCUGUCGAAUUGGGUCACCUCAUCCUGCUCAACGUACAAGUGCAGGAUACAGUCUUCAAGCCGAGCGACUUCGCAAUCAUCAACACCGAUGCGAACUCCGACUUCGAUGUGGAGAGUAAACUGGUUCUGAGAGACGCCAACGGCCGCAAGUUGGACCUGAGGUUGAACUACAUACACUAUCCCAACUCCGGAGGCUCUUUCAAGGUUCAAGUGUACAGCCCUUACAUCGUGCUCAACAAGACGGGCCUGCCGUUCUUCGUGAAACCGGCACGUACACGCAUCGGGGCUCCUAUAGCGAUUGCUGGGGACACGCGUCCAGAGGUGCUCUCGACAACGGCGCCGUUCCUUCUAUCCCACCCCAACGACAAUGGCAAAGACUUCGCCUUCAAGAUCGGAGAUUCGUCUUGGUCCCAGGGCGUGAGCCUCGAUGCCCCAACCGCUGACACCAGGCUUGUCAUGCCUCACCAGAGUCAGGGGACGGAAGAGAUUCAAGUCGGGCUGUCGUGGACAGAAGGUCUCGGCAAGUAUAAGCUGUCGAAGGUCAUAACUCUGGCGCCGCGAUUCAUCAUCAAGAACAACUUCUCCAAGUCUCUCGCCUUCAGGGAACAUGGAUCCGCCCCGCGCGGACGUUCUACCGUCGAACCAGGGGAACGCGUUCCCUUUCAGUUCAUGCGGGUGGGCGAGGACAAGCUGCUCACUGUCGCUUUGCCCGGUCUCAACGCUCUAUGGUCGCCGCCCAUUAACUUGGAGGACAUCGGCACCGUACACUUCCGUCUUCCCAUCGCCGACAAGCAGAUGCGGUUGAUGCGGGCCGAGGUCAAGAUCAGUGGCUCUACGAUCUUCCGACUACCCCUUCACAUUCUCCAGACCGACCAGAGCCGAGUUAAUGCACCGCCAAAUGCGAAGCCACUGCCCACCUACACAGUGCAGGCGAAGUCUGGCGCCAACUACGUAUGGGACCAGCCAGCGGCGCGAGACAAGAGGAUCGUACUCGCAUAUAAGGGCUCUCGUAGAGAGCUGGACAUCAUGGAGAUCGGAGACCUUAUUCCCUUCCGCUUUGCUGGAGAUGAGGGUUCUCGCAUCGUAUCCCUGGACCUUGUACAACCCAAGCGUCGCAAUACCGGUCAGAUCAUGCGACAAGAUUCAGUUGCAAGCAGUCAAGAAGCUUUCGAGGCAGUGCAGGAAAUUGCCGCGCCCACUAUCAGCGUUGUCUUGGAUCUUCACGGUCUCGGAGUGUCACUCGUGAACAAGAGAAUGGUCGAAGUCGUCUACAUGUCCAUAAACUCGUUGAAGUUCGACUACUCAAACAAUCCUGUCUCCCAAUCGGUCAACCUCUCCUCCCACUCCAAUCACCAAGAGUCGAAGACGGUAGCGGCCCUUCCUACUGUACAAGUUGCAGUCAUCUGGUUGAAUGACCAAGAUCAUGGUGUAUUUUUCGUCAAGUAUUGUUCGAUCCUUCUGCAAGCCCUGACAGUAGAAGCGGAUGAAGAUUUCCUCUUCUCUGUGUACGACCUCACUAAGCUCACGGGGGCGUCAUGGGACGCUGCUCAGGAAGAUGUUCUGCUCCAGCAGCCAGAGGACAUUCCUGAACCGCACGGCACGUCGCAAGGACAAGAUCUGUACUUCGAGGUCCUCGAGUUGCAGCCGAUCAAACUGUCUAUCUCGUUCAUGCGCACGGAACGCAUUAGUGGAGAAGAGAAGCUGAGCCUUCGCAAUCCCAUCGCUGUUGUCCUCAACGCGAUCACCAUGGCUAUUGGAAACGUCAAUGACGCGCCUUUGGAGAUGAACGCCUUGGCCAUCAAGGAUAUGCGGCUAACACUCCCUGAUCUCCAGGAGCGCAUUACGCACCAUUACCGCCAAGAAGUCCUCCGGCAACUGUACCGCAUCCUUGGCUCUGCAGACUUUAUCGGGAACCCUGUCGGCCUGUUCACGAACGUUAGCUCCGGUGUCGCCGACAUAUUUUACGAGCCGUUCAAUGGUGUCGUCAUGCACGGGAACAAGGACAUCGGCAUCGGUAUCGCCAAGGCAUGUCAUUCAUCAGCUCCCAUACAGCUCCUGGGGCUAAUUGUGCAACAGGGUGCGGCGAGCUUCGUGAAGAAGACUAUCUUCGGGGUCUCAGACAGUUUCACCAAGUUCACUGGCGCAGUCGGAAAGGGCUUGUCGGCAACGACUUUCGACUCCGAUUAUCAGCUCCGCAGGCGCAUGAACCAGAGACGGAACCGUCCUCGACACGCAAUCUAUGGUGUGGCCGCCGGGGCUGAGGCAUUCGCAAGUAGUGUUGUCAGUGGUGUGGAAGGUGUUGUCCUCAAGCCCAUCGAGGGCGCCGAGUCGGAAGGCGCGAAGGGCUUCUUCAAGGGCGUCGGCAAGGGUCUCAUCGGCGCCGUCACGAAGCCCGUCAUCGGGGUGUUCGAUCUCGCAUCGAACGUCGGCGAAGGGAUCCGCAACACGACUACGGUCUUCGAUAAUCCGGCACGAGAUCGCGUUCGCAUGCCUCGGCUGAUUCCCGCGGACGGCGUACUGGUGCCUUUCUCCGAGCGCGAAGCUCUCGGUCAAUACUGGAUGAAAGACUUGGACCAUGGCGCGUUCCGCGGAGAGACAUACGUCGCGCACAUCAACCUUCCCGGAGGCGACAACGUCGUCUUGCUCACCACGACCAAAAUCAUCUCCUUCUGGUCGAACAAGCUCAAGCUCGAGUGGGAGCUUCCCUUCACGCAAGUCCAGGGCGUCACGAUAGAGGACGCGGGCAUCAAGUUCGCGCACAAGGCUGGCCGGCAGAACGACCGCUUCGUCCACAUCCCCGACAAGCCCUCCCAGACGUGGUUCUUCGGGCAGGUCGCAUCGGUCGUGAAGGCGUUCAACGCGCGGCGGAGGAUGGACUCAUGA